This is a messenger RNA of Chrysochloris asiatica (Cape golden mole), 1105 nucleotides long. It is a transcript of the gene FBXO25, whose product is annotated as F-box protein 25. Bases 5 to 1105 code for a protein of 366 amino acids. Lineage: Eukaryota; Metazoa; Chordata; Mammalia; Afrosoricida; Chrysochloridae. The transcript has 10 exons. Gene Ontology annotation, cellular component: nucleus; cytoplasm; SCF ubiquitin ligase complex. Gene Ontology annotation, molecular function: protein binding. The record is from RefSeq and is a predicted model, not a curated record. Gene Ontology annotation, biological process: protein ubiquitination.
AACUAUGCCAUUUUUGGGUCAGGACUGGAGAUCGCCUGGAUGGAGUUGGAUUAAAACAGAAGAUGGCUGGAAAAGAUGUGAAUCCUGUAAUCAGGAACUUGAAAGAGAGAAUCAGUAUAACAUCAAUCACAACAUUAUCUUAAAUAGUGAAGAUGAAGAAAUAUUCAAUAAUGAAGAGUGUGAAUAUACAUCCAAAAAAAGGAAAAAGGAUCAUUUUAAAAAUGACACAAAUACUCAAUGUUUUUAUCGUGAAAAAUGGAUCUAUGUCCAUAAAGAAAGCACAAGAGAAAGGCAUGGCUAUUGUACCUUAGGAGAAGCUUUCAAUCGCUUAGACUUUUCAAGUGCAAUUCAGGAUAUCCGAAGGUUCAAUUAUGUAGUCAAACUACUACAACUAAUUGCAAAAUCCCAAUUAACUUCAUUGAGUGGUGUGGCACAAAAGAAUUACUUCAACAUUUUGGAUAAAAUCGUUCAAAAGGUCCUCAGUGACCACCAAAAUCCUCGCCUAAUAAAAGAUCUUCUCCAAGACCUUAGCUCUACACUUUGUAUUCUUAUUAGAGGAGUAGGGAAGUCCGUACUGGUGGGAAAUAUCAAUAUUUGGAUUUGCCGAUUAGAAACUAUCCUCGCCUGGCAACAACAACUACAGAAUCUUCAGAUGACUAAGCAAGUGAACAAUGGCCUUACUCUUAGUGAUCUUCCUUUACACAUGCUGAACAACAUAUUAUACAGAUUCUCAGAUGGAUGGGACAUCAUAACUUUAGGUCAAGUGACUCCAACGUUAUAUAUGCUCAGUGAAGAUAGACAAUUGUGGAAGAAACUUUGUCAAUACCAUUUUGCCGAAAAGCAGUUUUGUAGACAUUUGAUCCUUUCAGAAAAGGGCCAUAUCGAAUGGAAGCUGAUGUAUUUUGCACUUCAGAAAUAUUACCCAACAAAAGAACAAUAUGGAGACACAUUGCAUUUUUGUCGACACUGCAGCAUUCUCUUUUGGAAGGACUACCAUCUUGCUUUAUUAUUCAAGGAUUCAGGACACCCCUGCACAGCAACAGACCCAGACAGCUGCUUCAUGCCUGUGUCUCCUCAGCACUUCAUUGACCUCUUCAAAUUUUAA